Molecule: messenger RNA, 964 nt
Organism: Odobenus rosmarus divergens (Pacific walrus)
Lineage: Eukaryota; Metazoa; Chordata; Mammalia; Carnivora; Odobenidae
Gene: LY6G6F
Product: lymphocyte antigen 6 complex, locus G6F
Exons: 6
Coding region: 23-964 (313 amino acids)
Source: RefSeq, a predicted model, not a curated record
GAGAAUUUGGCAGGCUCUCUCCAUGGCCGUCUUAUUCCUCCUCCUUCUGUUUCUACGUGGACCCCACCGGGCUGCUGCAGACAACAUCCAGACCAUCUAUGUAGCCCUGGGGGAGGCAAUGGAGCUGCCGUGCCCCUCACCACCCGCCCUGAGUGGAGAUGAGCUCCUGUCCUGGUUCCGCAGCCCUGCAGCAGGCUCCUCCACUGCCCUGGUGGCCCAAGUGCAAGUAGCCCGGCCAGGCCCAGACCCCGGGAAGCCCACAAGGGUAUCCAGGCUCAAACUGCUGGGGAACUAUUCGUUGUGGCUGGAAGGGUCCAAGGAGGGAGACGCCGGUCGAUACUGGUGUGCCGUGCUGGGUCAGCAACACAAGUACCAGAACUGGAGGGUAUAUGAUGUCUCCGUGCUCAGAGGAUCCCAGCUAUCUGCGAGGGCUGCGGAUGGAUCCCCCUGCUCUGUCCUUUUAUGUUCUGUGGCCCCUGCCAGACGCCUAGACUCUGUGACCUGGCUAGAGGGAAAGGGUCCUGUGAGGGGUCAUGUACAGUCAUUCUGGGGCAAUGGGGCUGCCCUGCUCUUGGUGUGUCCUGGGGACGGGCUCUCUGAGUCCGGGGAACAUAGACCAAGAAUCAUCAGCUGCCUCAUGCCUCACAACAAAGGGGUCAGCUUUAGCCUGGCAGCCUCCACUGAGGUCUCCCCUGCCCUCUGUGCCCCUUCCACGGGCUGGGAUGUGUCCUGGAUCCUGAUGCUGUUGCUCACAGUGGGUCAGGGGUUCACCAUCCUGGCCCUCAGCAUCAUGCUCUGCAGACAGAGGGUCCAGGGGGCUCAGCGCAGAGAUGCCUCGAUUCCUCAGUUCAAACCUGAAAUGCAGGUCUAUGAGAACAUCCAUUUGGCCUGUCUCAGAUCAGAUGAUCUCCAUGACAUCUGCUGGAAGUGUGACCUGCUGUUUCUCUGGCCAUCUGGCACCUGA